ACGAACCGAGCGCUUCGCACCGUCACGAGCUGUUCGUCUCUCGCGAACCUACCCCUCAUAGCCCAUCCGACCCACGAAUAACUACGGCUACGGACUCGAUUUUUUCGGCCCUCCGUCAAAAAGUUUAUCGACCCUACGCCGCUAUAACAACCCUUAUUCUUUUCAUUCAGCCAGUCGCUCCCUCUAAUUAUGGACUCCCCCUGAACUUAGUUGAACAAUCGGGACGCUCUCGAUUCUUAUUGCUUUAUUAUUUUUAUUACUACUCUACUUUCUCGUAUUACUGUUUCGGAUCCGUACAUUUUAAAAUAUAACUCGGGAGUAAUACAGUUUUGAGUCGCCGUUAUAUGUAACCAGGUCAAUUAGCCAUCCUCCUAACCAUGACACUGCGUUGACAUUGUCGCGGAGUGCGUAUAGUGAAUGUGAUUGUGGCUUGAAGUUGGACUGGGGGAUACGUGGAACCGGUGCAUGGUUGCGUGAGGAAACCCACCGCAGCGGAUGUGUACGCCGCUGCAGCCUUGGUUGUUUGUCCCGGCUGGAAUGCCAGCUGCUCUUGACCUAACUAGGUACAAGAGCGGGGUGCGCUCAGUGAGGGGCGGGGGCGGCGGCGGCGCGGAGGAGGCGCGGCGCGGCGGCCUCAAGGCGCUGCCGAAACGCGCCCGCACUCGCUGCAGGGGCAUGAACAUGGGGCAAAAGCUCUCCGGCGGAGUCAAGUCGGUGUCGCGCGACUGCACGGCGCCGUUUAAGGCGGUGGUCGCGCGCGAGCUGGCGCCCGAGCCGCCCCGGCCCGCGCGCCUCGACGCGCUGCUGGAUGCGCCGCCGGCGCACCCCGACACGCAGGUCAAGCACGCGUGGAACCCGGACGACCGAUCGUUAAACAUAUUCGUAAAGGAAGAGGACGCGUUAACAUUCCACCGGCACCCGGUGGCACAAAGCACAGACUGUAUCCGCGGCCGGGUGGGCUACUCCCGCGGCCUGCACUGCUGGGAGGUAGUGUGGCCGGCGAGGCAGCGCGGCACGCACGCGGUUGUCGGCGUGGCGACUGCGCACGCGCCGCUCCACUCCGUCGGCUACCAGAGCCUCGUGGGCGCUACCGACCAAAGUUGGGGAUGGGAUCUCGGGAGAAAUAAGGUGUACCACAACGCGAAGGGUACGGGCAGUAGCGGCGCCACGUACCCCGCUCUGUUGCGGCCGGACGAGCAGUUCUUGGUGCCCGACCGGCUACUGGUGGUGCUAGACAUGGACGAGGGCACGCUGGCCUUCUGCGCGGACGGCCGCUACCUGGGCGUGGCGGCACGCGGCCUGCGCGGCAAGACGCUGUACCCCGUCGUGUCGGCCGUGUGGGGCCACGCCGAGAUCACCAUGAAGUACAUCGGCGGGCUCGACCCCGAGCCCCUACCGCUAAUGGAGCUGUGCAGACGCGUGAUUCGACAGCGCGUCGGUCGCGCGCGACUCCGCGCCGCCGCGUCGCGUCUGUCGCUGCCGCCCGCGCUCACCGCCUACCUACUGUACCGCGCGCCCUAGCCGCCCCUCACCCGCGCCCCACGCAACCAACCCGCGAUACUACUCCCAACAGUCCACACCCAGCUGCCAACGAGCGUCCAACACAAGCGUCCACCGCGGACUGUGCCACAAAACCCCUCGAUGUGGAUUGUUUGGACAUUUCCCCGUCUAGAAACAGGCGUCCUAACGCCGACGCGGACUAUGAUACGAAUAUCCUCAAUGUGGAUUGUGUGGAGAAGCGAAACGUUCAGACGCUCUGACGAAUGCGGUCUAUGAAACUUAUGAUGUCAUUACCUCGAACACGCCCCUUAUGUCUUCUUAUUAUGUUAGUAACGCUUCAAUCGAUGCAGACUUUUUCCCAAAAACUUUACCACCGAUUUAAAACACGUGGUAUACAAUCAAUAAUUUACCAGAUAUACUAUAGUGUCCCCGAAAAUAAGUUCUCGAUUCUCGAUGUGAAUCGGUAACUUACUUUUGAUUAUAUUCUAGUGUUAAAUCCAAUGUCAACAUGUCUCACGAAUCCGCAGUAAAAGUGACUGAAGUGUUUAAUUUCAAGCAAGAAAAUAUGAAUUAGAAAUUAUAUUUAACUUUUUUAAACACUAUGGAAUAAAUAGGUGUGUAAAGGAAAUCCGGAUACAGGAUUUUCUGCUGGAUUUUGUGUUCGUCUGUAUAACUAGUACAUUAUUAAUUGAACCUCGCUACAAAUUUUAGUUGAAAGCUUCUACUAUUGAGAAAACUAGAAUCUCCAAGCGAAAUAAACUUAUUUUCAAGGUCAAAGUAGGAUAUUCCGAAAGUCAGAUUCGGAAGUAAAAAUUUGCAAUAAUUACGUGUAAAUCUAAUAUUAAUCUAAUAAUUGGCAAUAAAUAAAAUACACUAACUACUAAAUAACUACACUGUUCAAAAUAACUUUAGCGCCUCUGCACACGACAAAAGAUGAGUUGUGAGACGCAGUGAGUGAGUGAGUGGCCGAAUACUGAAAUGUCAAUUAAUUGUUAAGGUCAUCUUAAAUAUUAAGUGGCUUAUUUUGGAUGUUUGUUGCAUGAACGUUAUGUCAAAAACACUUCAAAUAAAACGUAAGGUCCCCUUAACUCUUAACCUUACUUUUCAGUAUUAGGUAGUUUUACUGACGCACUAUGCCAAGGGCGGAAUUAGGAUUAGCAGACAUUUCUAUCUUUCAACUUGUAACUAUUACUGCAUCUCGUAUCUUCUACCAAUUCUUACUGUUCGGGGAAUUCCUUGUCCAUUUAGUGUUAAGCGUACAAAGCAAUCAAAUGAAAACUUGCUUCCAAAACCUAGUUGUAGCAUGUGAAACUUCCAAAACAAUUACAAGACUAUGAUAAUUCCAAUGCUGUGUAUGUAAAAAAAAAAAUGCGUUAUAGUUCCAUUAAUGUACCGUGUUUAGAUGUUCUCAUUUUACACAUAACGUAUUAUUCCGAUGUGAACAUUAUGAUUUUAUUUUUGCACUAUCUGUGAUAUUUAUAUUUUAAAGGAAACACCAGCAUUUUUGUAUGUGAAAAUAUUGUUACAUUCGUGUCGAAAUCAUAACAUAAGAAUUUUGUAGAGUUCAUUCAAUCAUUGCGGAUGGGUUUUACUUUGAUAAUCACGAGACGCUUUCUAGUUGUGGGCGAUUAUUAUAAUGGUACUAUUCCGUUACCGAUAUUAUCAGAUUGUGGACGUUUAUAUAUGAUAAUAUUUAUAAGUUAAAUGUGGCAGGAAAUCAUGACCAAAAUUUGUGUUAUCAACGAUCCGUAUGUGAGCCGUACGUUUUGAAAGCCAUAUGAUCUCUUAUCGAAUAUGAAUAUCUGCAUUGAAUAGAACCUAGUCACUGCAGAACAUCGUAUUUAACUUGUUAAGAAAUAUUUUAUUAUGAUCAACAGCAAUUUAUACAUAAUUCACGAGCAGGGAUGUUGUGGAUAUGAUUUUUCGGAUCUGAAUAUGGAUAUAUGAAUAUAUGAAUAAUAUUAUACCGGUUUUAAUUUUAAUUUACGGGUAUAAAAUUAUUUUGGAUUAAUCGUUAGUUUCGGUUGGUUUCAGUUACGGAUAUUAGAUUUUUAAGAAAUUGUUAAUUUUAACAAGAAUGAAGCACUACCUUAUGUGCAGUGGCGUGCACAGGGUUUACGACCAGGGUAUGCAUAAAGCAGCUAGAUGGCAUAAAAUGGGAAGAAUUCCCUCGAAUACGAGUUAAAUAAAAUAUUUUGGGUAUGCAGUGCUUUUGUGCAUGUAUCAAGUGCACGCCACUGCUUAUGUGGCUAAAGAAUAGGAAUACUUAAAUCUGUCAAAUUGAGUUAUGACCCUAUUCCGAUCCGAAAUUAUUCGAAACUUCUAUCAGAUUCAGUUAAGGUUACGAAUGUAUUUUUAUUUCGGAUAUCCGAUAGUUCGGGUAUUCAGCUCCAUAACAUCCCUCCUCACGAUCAUCCGCGAUAUCGCUAUCUAAUGUUAGAAUGCGAUUGUUCUCACGAGCGACGCCGCUCGCGUCUAGGCCAGUGUAACGUUGGCAAUCUUACAUACUAUUUUAUAGCUCAUUAAGUGACUGGUUUAUUUUUUAGUUUAGGAUUUUAAUUCCUAAUGUAAAAACGUGUGAUUGAGUGAUGUGUAUAUAACUAUCUAUGACGACAUGCAUUAUUUUUUUUCUUUAUUGCUAUCGAAAUUUUUAUUUCAAAUAACCGUGUGCGGUGCUUUAGGCUGCGUUUUGACAGCGCAGAGACUUCCACUUUCCGAUUCAGCAACUUUUCCAACAGGUUGUCAACUGGUUGUCGAAAUGCAUAUGACAGCGACAGUUGUACACUCAGCGCAAAUUUGAAUGGAGUUAUUAGGUUGCUACCAGAUAGCAACUAUCAGAAAAGUUACUGAAUAGGGAGGCCGGAAUACACAAACGUUUAUUGAUGGAUGAUUUGAUAUCACGUCAUCCAUCAAUAAUCAGAACGUCUAAACUCUGCCUUUACUCUGCUUUAGUUGAAACGUUUAGGGCUUGACUUGGAACUAGUGCUCACAAUCAAAUAUGCGAGUUUUAAGUCAAUGUCAGAAUAUUAGUGUUUGCUUCCAUAGCGUAUCGUACACAAUAAUUUCCAUCCCUAUCGGAAGAUGAGCAUUUUUGUAGUAGUUGAACUGAAUAAGCUUUGUCGUUUCUAGGCUGAACAGAGCUCAUUCCAUUGGAAGUAGAACAGUUGCAGUGGAGGACACGCUUUUAAAUGCUUAUGUUACCACACUUGUACAAAUUUACCUUGCUAAAGAAAAUCAACACUACAUUAGUGUAGACGGUGAUUAGAUGGAAGCGCACAAGUGUGGCGCAUCUUUAUCGGUUAUUUCCAUCCUUAGUGUCGGCUAGAACAAUGUCAAAAGUGUACGAAAAGGCUAGAUUUCCACCAAACAGACAAAACAAAGUAAAAACUAUUCGGUUCGAUCAAACCAAAUUUAUUCAAUAAGAUUCAUUUCUUUUUUUGUCUAUUUGCUAGAAAUCUAGUUUAAACAUACAAAACUGGAGCUAUGUUCCUAAUUUUUGGAGUCUUCAAAAUCCCUCAUUUCGUAUUAAUCUAUAUUUGUCUUCUUUUGUGACGUUAGACUAUUAGGUGUAAUGCAAUAAGUUUUUGAGAAUAUUAUCUCCAAAGCACCAUUAAUGAAAUACGUCAGCCAUUUUAACGCAAAUUAGUUAUAUUGAAAAUGUGUAAAAUAAGUACUUCCAUUUCAAAACCUAAGUUUUUUAUUUGUAUGUAGGCUACGGCAUGUAGACAAACCUGCGUGAAAACUCACUAUUGUAUACCGUCGAUAUUCACAUUUAAUCUCUAGCUAUUGUAAACACGAGUUGAAUUUACUUUGAAUGUAAACAAAAUAGUUUAUUAUUUUGUUAAUUAUAAGAUGUUUCAUGUCAAUGUGUGUGAAGUAACUAUAAUAUACUGCCAAAUGCGAAAUGUAUGAGCGUGUAUGAUGUAUGUGAAAUGAAUGGCAACGAGCGACGAAUGAAAGUAGAGAGAGAGUGUAGAGUAUGAGCAGAGUGGAUUUUUUUUUGUUGUGUAAGAGAUAGAUUCAUUAAUAUUAACAUAAAAUACACCAAGCUCGAUGUACUAUUGACAUAAAAGUCCUUUAGAAUGAGCUCCAAGAGAUACGUUCUUAUUUUACUGUAUUCUUUUAUGCCCAAAUUAGUGUUUAACUUAUUUCAGUACUUUAACAGUUAGGGGCUCAUUCGAAA
Molecule: messenger RNA, 5683 nt
Organism: Pararge aegeria (speckled wood butterfly)
Lineage: Eukaryota; Metazoa; Arthropoda; Insecta; Lepidoptera; Nymphalidae
Gene: gus
Product: protein gustavus
Exons: 5
Coding region: 496-1521 (341 amino acids)
Biological process (GO): proteasome-mediated ubiquitin-dependent protein catabolic process
Cellular component (GO): SCF ubiquitin ligase complex
Molecular function (GO): protein binding
Source: RefSeq, a predicted model, not a curated record